Messenger RNA from Choloepus didactylus (southern two-toed sloth), 11337 nucleotides. RefSeq names its product microtubule associated protein 1A (gene MAP1A). The coding region runs from base 20 to 9097 and encodes 3025 amino acids. The record is from RefSeq and is a predicted model, not a curated record. Gene Ontology annotation, cellular component: cytosol; dendrite; microtubule associated complex. The transcript is spliced from 7 exons. Gene Ontology annotation, molecular function: actin binding; microtubule binding. Gene Ontology annotation, biological process: regulation of microtubule depolymerization; dendrite development; microtubule cytoskeleton organization. Lineage: Eukaryota; Metazoa; Chordata; Mammalia; Pilosa; Megalonychidae.
GCGGCCUCGCGGCGUUGCCAUGGAGACAAUUCCGGGGCUGGGGCUCCCAAGCCCUGGUGCUCCGCUGUCUCAGAACCCCGAGGAGCCGCUGUGCAAGGCCGAAGCCGCGGUGGCGGCGGCACGCUGGGACCUGCGGAAACAUUCUUUGCUCAUCGUGAUCGGCGACAUCGGUACCGAGAGCCAACUGAGGGCCGUACGGGCCCACCUUGAACAAGGGAUUCUCUCCUGGAACAUUGACUUACCAUCCUUUGACUUGAACCAACAGUUGAGACUCUUCAUUACUCGGCAUCUAGCUCACUUCUCUUCAGAGGUCAAAGGCCAGAGGACCCUCUGCCACCAGAGUGAGAUCCUAGAGACCAUCAUACUGGUAAAUCCCAGUGCAGACAGCAUCAGCUCUGAGGUUCACCGUCUCCUUAGCAGCCCAUCAGCUCACAAACUACUGAUCUUGAGUGGGCAAAGUUUAGAGCCUGGGGGGGACCUCAUCCUACAGAGUGGCACCUACUCCUAUCAAAACUUUGCUCAGGUUCUUCAUAACCCAGAGAUUGCCCAGUUGCUCAGCAAUAGAGACCCUGGGAUCCAGGCCUUCCUUACAGUGUCCUGCUUAGGGGAGGGUGAUUGGAGCCACCUGGGACUAUCCAGUUCCCAAGAGACCCUGCACCUCCGGCUAAACCCCGAGCCCAUGCUGCCCACCAUGGAUGGCGUGGCUGAGUUCUCCGAGUAUGUCUCUGAGACCGUGGAUGUGCCAUCCCCCUUUGACCUGCUAGAGCCCCCCACCUCAGGGGGCUUCCUCAAGCUCUCCAAGCCUUGUUGCUACAUCUUCCCUGGUGGCCGCGGGGACUCUGCCCUCUUUGCCGUCAAUGGUUUCAACAUCCUUGUGGAUGGUGGCUCUGAUCGCAAAUCCUGCUUCUGGAAGCUGGUGCGGCACCUGGACCGCAUUGACUCAGUACUGCUCACACACAUCGGGGCAGACAACCUGCCAGGUAUCAAUGGUCUCCUACAGCGCAAAGUGGCGGAACUAGAGGAGGAGCAGUCCCAGGGCUCUAGCAGCUACAGUGACUGGGUGAAGAACCUCAUCUCCCCUGAGCUCGGAGUUGUCUUCUUUAACGUGCCUGAGAAGCUACGGCUGCCUGAUGCCUCCCGGAAGGCCAAGCGCAGCAUUGAGGAGGCUUGCCUCACUCUACAGCACCUAAAUCGCCUGGGUAUCCAGGCUGAGCCUCUGUACCGUGUGGUCAGCAACACUAUUGAGCCGCUGACCCUCUUCCACAAGAUGGGUGUGGGCCGGCUGGACAUGUACGUCCUCAACCCAGUCAAGGACAGCAAGGAGAUGCAGUUCCUCAUGCAAAAGUGGGCAGGCAAUAGUAAAGCCAAGACAGGCAUCGUGCUGGCCAGUGGAAAGGAGGCUGAGAUCUCGGUGCCCUAUCUGACUUCUAUCACUGCUCUGGUGGUGUGGCUACCAGCCAACCCCACUGAGAAGAUUGUGCGUGUGCUUUUCCCAGGGAAUGCUCCCCAAAACAAGAUCUUGGAGGGCCUGGAAAAGCUUCGGCACCUAGAUUUCCUGCGCUACCCUGUGGCCACACAGAAGGACCUGACUGCUGGGUCUGUGCCUGCCACCCUCAAGCCCAGCAAAAUCAAACAGCGAGCUGACAGCAAGGAGAGCCUCAAAGCUACUACCAAGACAGCCGUGAGCAAGCUGGCCAAACGGGAGGAGGUGGCCGAAGAGGGAGCCAAGGAAGCCCGCUCAGAACUGGCCAAGGAGUUAGUCAAGACGGAAAAGAAGGCAAAAGAGCCACCUGAGAAGCCCCCAGAGAAGCCUGCCAAGCCUGAGAGGGUGAAGACAGAGUCAAGCGAGGCACUGAAGGCAGAGAAGCGAAAGCUGAUCAAGGACAAAGUGGGGAAAAAGCACCUAAAAGAAAAGAUAUCAAAGCUGGAAGAGAAAAAAGAUAAGGAGAAAAAAGAGAUCAAGAAGGAGAGAAAGGAGCUCAAGAAGGAUGAAGGGAGGAAGGAGGAGAAGAAGGAUGCCAAGAAGGAGGAGAAGAGGAAAGACACCAAACCUGAGGUCAAGAAGAUUUCCAAGCCAGACCUGAAGCCCUUUACCCCUGAGGUACGUAAGACCCUUUACAAAGCCAAGGCCCCUGGAAGACUCAAGAUGGACAAGAGUCGGGCUACCCGUGGGGAGAAGGAGCUGUCCUCUGAGCCCCGGACCCCCCCAGCACAGAAGGGGACUGUACCUCUCCCACCAGUCAGUGGGCACAGGGAGCUGACCCUGUCCUCACCAGAGGACCUCACACAGGAUUUUGAGGAGAUGAAACGUGAAGAGAGGAGAUUGCUAGCUGAACAAAGGGACAUAGGGCUAGGGGAGAAAGCACUCCCUCCAGACACUCUGGAUGAGGGACCCCUGAGCACAGCUACCCAGGGAAUCCCACCUUCUGUCUCAGGCCUGGAACAAGAAGAGCCUGUAAUGAAGGAGAAAGAGGUUGUCCCAGACAUCUCUGAGGAACAAGGCAGCAAGGACAGAGGCCCAAAUUCUGAGGCUGAAAUGGAGGAGGAGAAAGGUACCUGGGAGGAAAAGAAGCAGAAAGAAGCAGAGAGGCUCCCAGAUAGACCAGAAGACAGAGAGGAAAGUGAACCUGAGGUAAAGGAGGAUGUGAUAGAGAAGGCUGAGUUAGAAGAAAUGGAGGAGGUACACCCUUCAGAUGAGGAAGAAGAGGAAGAGACAAAGGCUGAGAGUUUUUACCAAAAGCAUAUGCAGGAAACCUUGAAGGUAACCCCAAAGGGCAGGGAGACUCUUGGGGGCCAGGAACUGGGACUCCAGGGUAAAGUCCCUGAGAAGGAGACCUCGUCAUUCCUAAGCAGCCUGGCCACACCUGCAGGAGUCACUGAGCAUGUCUCUUACAUCCAGGAUGAGACAAUCCCUGGCUACUCAGAGACUGAGCAAACCAUCUCAGACGAGGAGAUACAUGAUGAGCCAGAGGAGCGCCCACCUCCACCCAGAUUUCCCCCAAGUACUUAUGACCUCCCUGGGCCUGAAGGUCCUGGGCCCUUUGAGGCCAGCCAGCCUGCAGAGAGUGCUACUCCUGCCACCUCCAGCAAAGGCUAUGGAGCGCCAGAGACUGAAAUCCUCACCUAUCCCCCAAACAUGGUGGCCGCCCCUUUAGCUGAAGAGGAACACGUGUCCUCAGCCACCUCAAUUACCGAGUGUGACAAGCUUUCUUCCUUUGCCACAUCAGUGGCUGAGGACCAGUCUGUGGCCUCACUCACAGCUCCCCAGACAGAGGAGACAGGCAAGAGCUCCCUGCUGCUUGACACAGUCACAAGCAUACCCUCCUCCCGCACCGAAGCCACUCAGGGCUUGGACUACGUGCCAUCAGCUGGUACCAUCUCACCCACAUCCUCACUGGAAGAGGACAAGGGCUUCAAAUCACCACCCUAUGAGGACUUUUCUGUGACUGGGGAGUCUGAGAGAAGAGGAGAGAUGGUAGGGAGAGGCUUGCCUGGAGAGAAAGCUACGGAAGAGGAAGAGAAAGAAACCACAAAUGUAGGGUUGUCUGAGAAACUUCACAGUCAAUAUGAAAUGCCAAUGUUUGGGGCCCCUGGGCACACCCUACUUCCAGGGGAACCAGCCCUUGGAGAGGUGGAGGAGCGCUGCCUCAGCCCAGAUGACAGCACAGUGAAGAUGGCCUCUCCUCCAGUAUCCGGCCCACCCAGUGCCACUCAUACACCCUUCCAUCAGUCCCCAGUGGAAGAAAAGUCUGAGCCCCAAGAAUUUCAGGAAGCAGACUCCUGGGGAGACACUAGGCAUAUACAAGGUAUGGGCAAGGAAGACACUGCAGAGGAGACAGUUAAGCCUGAGCCUGAAGAGUGCACACUAGAGAAGGAGGGUAAGUUACCUCCUCCCAAGAGCCCUGAGAUCCAGGAAGCACCUGUCAGCAUUACUGAGAGACACACAGGCUACACCAUCCAACUGUUGCCAGAACAGGACAAAGCAAUAGUCUUUGAGACUGUGGAGGCAGGAGAACCCACAGGUACAAAUUUGGGAGCAGAAGCCCUUCCCAGAGAUCUGAGGACAUCACUGCAAGAACCUGGCGAACCUCAGAAAGAUGAGGUGCUCCAAUUUCCUGAUCAAAAUCUCUCCCCUGAAGAUGCAGAGACUGUCUCUGUCCUCAGUGUGGUCUCCCCAGACACUGCCAACCAAGAACCCACCCCCAGGUCUCCCUGUGGCCUGACAGAGCAGCACCUCCACAAAGACCUUUGGCCAGAGAUGUCUCCAGAAGACACCCGGUCACUUUCUCUCUCAGAAGAGAGCCCCAGCAAAGAGACAUCUCUGGAUAUCUCUUCUAAGCAGCUCUCUCCAGAAAGCCUUGGCACCCUCCAGUUUGGAGAACUAAGCCUUGGAAAGGAAGAAAAGGGGCCUCUAAUGCUGACUGCGGACACCCCUCAUCCCCCAGCCCCUGUGUCUGUUCCAGAGCCCCAUGCAGCCACAGAUGAGACCACUGGAUUUUCUGCACAGGCAGACAUUACAGAUGAGAGUCCUGACAGAAAAUUACCUGUCUGCUCCUUCUCUGACUCAACACUGUUGGGAGAUGUGAAGCACUCACCUGAAGUGAUCACAAGCCCUGGUGAACACAUUCUGACUCCUGACAGCUCUCUCACCAAGAGUCCUGAGUCUUUGCCAAGCCCUGCCAUGGAGGACAUUGCUAUGGAGUGGGAAGGUAAAGUUCUAGGGUCAAAAGACAAAACCUCAGAGCAGGAUAAGGUACCUGAGCCAAACGAUGAACUCCUACAGCAAAAGGACAAAACUCUGGAGCAGAAGGAUAUAGUCAUCAGUCAGAAAGACGAGGCUCUGGAAGAAAAGAACAAGGCUGAGGACCAGCAGGAUAAGGCUUUAGAACAAAAAGACAGAGACUCAGAACAAAAAACCAAGUCUCUGGAUCAGAAGGACAUGGCCGUAGAAUCAAAAUCUAUAGACUUAAAAGAAAAUAACAGAGACUCAGAACAAAAAGAAAAGACCCUGGAACAGAAGGACAAGGCCUGGGAACAAAAAGACAUAGAUUUAAAACAAAAAGACACAGAACAAAAAGAAAAGGCCCUGGAACAGGAGGAUAAGACCUUUGAACAAAAAGACAUAGACUUAGAACAAAAAGACGAGACUCUAGAACAGAAGGACAAGGUCCUAGAAGAAAAAGACAAAGCUUCAAAACAAGAAGUCAGAGACUUUGAACUUGAAUACAAGGCUCCAGAGGACAGUGUACCUGAACAGAAAGACAAGGCUGAGGAACAGAAGGACAGGACCUUAGAAAAUAAAGAUCAGGCCUUAGAAGAAAAACAUUGGGCCUUAGGACAGAAGGAUGAAAUCCUGGAACAAAACAUUAAGACUGUUGAACAGAAAAAAAAGGCUCUGGAAGAAAAGGACAAAACUUGGAGGCAGGAGAGCCCAGUGCAAGAAGAUAAAAUCAUGAAACCCAAGGAAAAGAUCCUAGAGGAAGAAUCCCCAGAAGAAGUCAAAACUGUGGAACAGAUGGAAGAAGCUCUGUUGGAAAAGACCAAGGUUCUGGGGGUGAAAGAGAUCCCAGUGCAGGAAGACAAAGACCAAAAGCAGGAAGAAAAGUACUGGAAGAAGGAGCAGGAUGUGGUACAGGAGUGGCAAGAAACAGCUCCAAUCAGGGCAGAGCCAGUAGGAGAACAGAAAGAGACUGCCCCAGCUUGGAAGGACACAUCUCCUGAGCAGGAGGACAGGUACUGGAGGGGCAGGGAGGAUUUGGCCUUGGAUCAGGACCCAUAUUGGAGGGAGUUGAGCUGUGAGAGGAAGGUCUGGUUCCCUCGUGAGCUGGAUGGCCAGGGGGCCCACCCACGGUACACUGAGGAGAGAGAGAGCACUUUUUUGGAUGAGGGGCCAGAUGAUGAGCAAGAAGUGUCCCCACUGGAGCACACACCCCGGAGCCCCUGGGCCUCAGACUUCAAGGGUUUCCAGGAGGCCUCAUCACAGAAGGGGCUGGAGGUAGAGCACUGGCUUUCAGAGUCACCAGUUGGGCUGCCACCAGAGGAAGAGGACAAGCUGACCCGUUCCCCCUUUGAGAUUAUCUCCCCUCCAGCCUCUCCACCUGAAAUGGUUGGACAGAGGGUCCCUCCAGCCCCAGGACAAGAAAGCCCAAUCCCAGAGCCUAAGCCCAUGACACCCAUGAGGAGCGAACCCACCACCCCCUCAUGGCUGGCUGACAUCCCACCGUGGGUGCCCAAGGACAGACCCUUGCCCCCCGCUCCCCUCUCCCCAGCUCCAGCUCCCCCUUCCUCUGCCCCAGAGCCACUCACUCCUGCACCCUUCUCCUGGGGCACACCUGAGUAUGACAGUGUGGUGGCUGCAGUCCAGGAAGGGGCAGCUGAGUUGGAAGGUGGGCCUUACUCCCCUCUGGGGAAGGACUACCGCAAGGCUGAAGGAGAAAGGGAAGAUGAAAGUGGAACUGGUGCUUCUGACAGCAGCCCCCACAGCUCAAAGAUCUCAGAAGUCAGUGAGAGCCAUAGGACCACAGAGCAAGACCAGGCUGAGCCAGAGCAGAGAGAGCCUACACCCUAUCCUGAUGACAGAAGCUUUCAGUAUGCAGACAUCUAUGAGCAGAUGAUGCUCACUGGGCUUGGCCCAGCAUGCCCUACUAGGGAGCCUCCUCUUGGGGCAGCUGGGGAUUGGCCCUCACACAUCUCAACCAAGGAGGAGGUUGCUGGCCGAAACACAUCUGCAGAGAAGGAGCUUUCAUCUCCUGUCUCGCCUAAGAGCCUCCAAUCUGACACUCCAACCUUUAGCUAUGCAGCCCUGGUGCGACCCACUGUACCCCCCAGGCAUGAGCCUGAACCAGGGCCAAGUGUGGAGCCCAGCCCCACCCCACCUGCAGUGCCUCCCCGUGCCCCUAUCCCCCUGAGCAAAGGCCCAAGCCCCCCUCUUAAUGGUGACCUCCCAAGCUGCAGCCCAGAUAGGAGGACCCCCUCCCCCAAGGAGUCAGGCCAGGGUCACUGGGAUGAUAGCACUAGUGAUUCAGAGUUGGAGAAGGGGGCCCAGGAGCAGCCAGAAAAAGAGGCUCUGUCUCCAAGUCCCCCACACCCAGUCCCUUCAGGGCCCUCCACAUUGUGGCCUGCAACCCAGUCACAUACCAGCCCUUCCUUGGACUCAUCCUUGGGUCCCACUCGACCCAGCCUGGACUUCCCAGCUUCCGCCUUUGGCUUCUCCUCACUGCAGCCAGCUCCCCCACAGCUACCCUCUCCGGCUGAACCUCGCUCAGCACCCUGCGGUUCCCUUGCCUUCUCUGGGGAUCAAGCUCUGGUUCUGGCUCCAGGGCCCCCGACCAGAGCCCGGCAUGAUGAAUAUCUAGAAGUGACCAAGGCCCCCAGCCUGGACUCCUCACUGCCUCAGCUCCCAUCGCCCAGCUCUCCUGGGGCCCCUCUCCUCUCCAGUUUGCCCCGACCUGCCUCACCAGCCCUGUCUGAAGGCUCCUCCUCUGAAGCCACCACACCUGUGAUUUCAAGUGUGGCUGAGUGCUUCCCUCCAGGCCUUGAGGCUGCAGAAAAGGAUUCUGGAGAGCUAGUCCCAGGAAUGGAACCAGCUGCCCACAGCCUCUGGGACCUCACUCCUCUGAGUCCAGCACCCCCAGCUUCACUGGACCUAGCUCCACCUCCAGUUCCAAGCCUGCCCGGAGACAUGGAUGAUGGCACCCUGCCCUGCCGUCUGGAGUGCUCAGGGGCAGCCACCAAGCCAUGCCCAUUCCAGGAUCCCUCUGAAGACUGUGCAGCCAAGGGCCCAACUGAAACCAGCUCCAACCCUCCAGGCCCUGAUCCCUCCAAAGCUGAGAAAGAAGAGGCUGAAGCCUGCCCUAUCUGGGAGCGGGGGGCCUGGCUGGAGGGAGCCGAGAGGAGUGCCCAGCCUGAAACACUGCAGCCACUGUGUCCUGGAGGAGCCCCUGCAAGCCGACCCAGCAGUAUUUCCCCUGAGGCUGAGGCGGGGCCCCAGGGAUGUGCUGCUGAACCUUGGCCCCACCGUGGAGAGCUCUCUCCAUCCUUCCUGAACCCACCCCUGCCCCAAUCCACAGAUGACAAUGACCUCUCAACUGAGGAAGCUUGGCUGGUAGGGAAAGGGGGGCGGCGCCGAGCUGGGGGCUCAGGGGCCACAGGGGGUCCAUGUCCUGGGGCUGAUGAGACUCCCCCAACAUCAGCGAGUGACUCAGGCUCCUCACAGUCAGAUUCUGACGUUCCACCAGAAACUGAGGAGUGUCCAUCCAUCACAGCUGAGGCAGCCCUCGACUCAGAUGAAGAUGGGGACUUCCUGCCUGUGGACAAAGCUGGGGGGGUCAGUGGAACUCACCAUCCUCGGCUUGGCCAUGAUCCACCCCCUCUACCCCAGCUAGACCCUCACCCAUCCCCUCCCCGUCCUGACGUGUGCAUGGCUGACCCCGAGGGGCUCAGCUCAGAGUCUGGGAGGGUGGAAAGGCUACGGGAGAAGGAGAAGGUACAAGGCCGAGUAGGGCGCAAGGCCCCAGGCAGGGCCAAGCCAGCAUCCCCCGCACGGCGUCUGGAUCUUCGGGGAAAACGCUCACCCACCCCUGGCAAAGGGCCUGCAGAUCGAGCAUCCCGGGCUCCACCCAGACCACGCAGCACUCCAAGCCAAGUCACUCCGGCAGAGGAAAAGGAUGGACACAGUCCCAUGUCCAAAGGCCUAGUCAAUGGACUCAAGGCAGUACCGACGGCCUUGGGUUCCAAGGGUGGCACUGGCUCCCCUGUGUAUGUGGAUCUCGCCUAUAUCCCGAAUCAUUGCAGUGGCAAGACUGCUGACCUUGACUUCUUCCGACGAGUGCGUGCAUCCUACUAUGUGGUCAGUGGGAAUGACCCUGCCAAUGGCGAGCCAAGCCGGGCUGUGCUGGAUGCCCUGCUGGAAGGCAAGGCCCAGUGGGGGGAGAAUCUUCAGGUGACUCUGAUCCCUACUCAUGACACAGAGGUGACCCGUGAGUGGUACCAGCAGACUCAUGAGCAGCAGCAACAACUGAAUGUCCUGGUCCUGGCUAGCAGCAGCACCGUGGUCAUGCAGGAUGAAUCCUUCCCAGCCUGCAAGAUUGAGUUCUGAAAGAACCACACUCCCUCCGCCCUCUGCUCCCCACAGCUCCCUUAGAGAAUGGCUACUGCUAAGUCCUUUGGGGUCAAGGGAGAUAAGAGCUAGGGUGUGGGGGCAGAGUGUUUUGUUGAGGGAACUUGGGCUUGGCAAAAUGUGCGAGUUGUCUCUUGCCCUCAUCCAUACCUGAGAGGGGUUUCAAAAGCAAAGGUAACGGAUUGCAUAGGGAAAGGUACAAAGUCAGGAUAGGAGGUCAUCUGAUGCCUAAGAGCCCUGGAUUGACACCCUCUCCUAGCAUUGCCAAAUGCUGAUAUUGAGUGAGGAUGAAUUACAGAGAGCAGCCUCCUCCCUCAUGGAGAGAGAUCAUAUCCCCAACCCCAGGGACCGCUUUAUCUUAAUCUAUUUAGCAUCCCAGGAAGGAUUUCAGAUGGUAAUUUAUGUGUCCUAGGGCCAGGAUACUGUCAGUGAGGUGCUCAGAGCUGCACCCUUUCUUUCAUCUCCCAUUCCCUUACCCACCAGGGUCUGGGUUCCAGCAGGGCGUUGGGGCAAUACAGCUGCUGCACUGUCCCCCUGCUUCCCUCCAUAUCUGAAUGUCUCAAUCUAAAACUUGAAUCUCUUUUGAUCAACAGACUUGUGGGAGGAGAAAGGAAUCUAUCCUCUCUCACAGCCCCUAUUUCAUCACCAUCUACAUCCUAGGGUUGUGCCCAGACCAGGCCUACUGGGCAGCACAAAGGGGCAAGGAGAGUCCGGCCCCAAUCCCAGAAUUCUUCCAAGCUCCCUGACGCUUUGAAGUUUUCACCCACCCCAUUCCAAUUAUCCUGAUCCCUUCUCAUCCCCUUGCUUGGCUUCUCUGCAUGUGGUCAUCUGCCGUGGGCUGGUGUGUAAUGGGUUAAAAAUAAACCACUGCCUGACAUCCCAACAUUUGACACCCCAGCAAUGUGUGACUCCCCCAACAUCCCACUGUGCCAUCCUGCAGCUGAAAUGGGAAUGCUGGCUGCCUCUCCAGCCCCAAAUUCUUGGGACAGAGAAUCUGAGAGGUGGAGGCCACGCCAGAAGAUUUGGGGAAAAUGAGAGGGAGGAAGGAAAAGAGGGAGACAAAUCUGAACUAAAGCUUAACUCCGACAGAGUGAAAUGAAAACAGGCUGAAAAUACCACCUCAGGAAAGGACCUCGCCCUAAGCAAACCAAUGAGCAGCCCUGCCAGACUACUGCUGGACUGAGAAACCCAGACACUGACAGUCUGGGCUUGGCUUCUCUGGCAAAUGACUGUGGAAACCAAAAUGAACUGGCCUUGUUUUCUUCCUAGCUCCCACUCUCCCCAUGCUGCUGUGCUCUGCUCCUCCCCAGACUUCCCCCACUAUACUUCCCAGCUGCUGUAACAGAGCUGCCUCCAACUCUAACAAUAAAUUAAGUUCAUGCAGUUGCUGUAGUGCUGCUUAGGCUUUUUCUGAUUUCAUACAUUGCUUAAUUGCUGGGCCCCAGCUUCCACCUCUCUGCUUCUCCAAGCAUUGUCAUUUAUCUCAGAGGACUCUGAUGCCUUUGAUAACUGGAAGCAGUUCCAGGACCCAGGGGUGCCAGAGAACACCGAGUGGUUGAAGGGAGAAAAAAGAUAUGAGGAGCCAGUGUGAUUUCUGAAAAUGUGUGGGAAUACUUGAUUAUGGGGAAUAAGAACCUAGGGUGGGGAGAAUUUGGUUUGGAGGAGAAGGGGGAUUGCAGGAGACCUCCUGGGAAGGGGUUCCGCAUUCCAUGGGAUCAAGAGCUAAGGACCAAACAACCAGGAUCAGAUAUUCUGGAUAGGGGAACACCAAAGAGGUAAAGAGUUGAGGGACACUAAGAGAUCCAAAGCCUUUGGAGGUUGGAAACACCUCUCAUCUGUGCAGCUGGGAUUUCCAUGGAAUGAAAAGUUGGAUUUCCCUGCUCCAAUGAAACCCUUUAUACCCCUGGAUAUUUCAGGAGUGGCCAGGUUGUCAAUGUGUAUAUUUGGGGAGGGGGAUUUUCUAGCCCUCCCAGUGUUCUGGGCUCUCCCCAUACAAAGAUGUCAAGGGAGUGAAGAAAGGGCACAGCCCCUUUAUAUCAACUCCUGAAACUCAUUCCAAAGCAUCAGAGUAAAAAAAUAAGAGGGUGAUUCCAAGGAUCUGGUUGAAACCAUGUACUUUCUGGUGCUUUACAGAGAUAAACAACCCCCCCAUACCUCUCCAUACCCUGCUUAUACUCAUUAAAGACAUUUUGGGAUGGUGGGCUGACUGCCAUCAGGAC